CUUCGAGAACAUCUCAUGCUGAACGCUACGAGGUUCACGGCAUACGCGUUGGUACGAGCUGAGGUGUUGAACUACUUGAGGUCGAAGCAGGCGGCGAUGGCACUAAGUGGGCCUGUGCCUGUGUAUCUGGAUGCGCUCACAUUCGGCAAGUUCGGCAAGGACUCGAAGGGCAGGCACGGCAAAGAUAGGAACAAGGGCAAGGGCUACGACCAGAGCGCGACGCAGCCUUGCAAGUACUGCGGCAAGAAAGGUCACAAGCUCAUGGAGUGCAGGAAGGCCACACAGGACAUGAAGGACGGAAAGACUACGAAGGAUGACUUGCGAAAGAUCAGCAAGGGCAAGGGCGAGGGUAAGGAGGGCUACAUCUUCAUGCUGAAGGAGAACGAGACUGAGGAGCUAGAUCGCAUUUCGAGUGUAGACCACACGGAGGUAGACGGAUGCACUGUGAAUCUAGAGAGCAAGGAGGAGCCCAAUCACAAGUUCAACGAGAAUGACGAGAGCUACCUGAUUCCAAUAGAGUUCGAGAAUGACAGCGACGGUAAGAUCGAGGUGAUGGUCGAUUCAUGUGCGGCGCGGAGUGUUUGCCCACCUGGUUUCGCACCAAGAAUGCCGCGAGAAGAAGCGGGCGCACCACCAUUACGACAGGCAGAUGGUACUAAGAUCAACUCGAACGGCUGCAAGACGUUACACAUGCAGGUGGCUGGGGCUCGACAGCCAAUUCGAGGACAGUUCGAUGUGCGAGACGUUCACAAGACGAUCAUUGCGGUGAGCGACCUGGCGAAGGGAGCUCAAGGUGUAUGGUUCGACGAAGGCGGUGGAGCAGUGGGCAAUCCGAAGAUCAGCCAGCGGAUCAAGGAGAUAAUCGAGUACGAACACGUGAACAAUCAGAGGAACAGACCACUGAUGAUCUCGAAGAGGCGUGGGGUCUACAGCUUCGGCGUGGACGCGAGCACGCUAUGUCACGAGGAGAGGUGCAAGCCCACAGCGGAGGAGAUAGCCAUCCACGAGAAGACUCACAUGCCGUAUCGGGACUGGUGCAAGUGGUGUCUUUGGGGCCGAGGCAAGGAAGAUGGUCGCGAGAAGGCCAGCCCAGAGGAGACGCCGACGAUUCCAGUCAUUAACAUGGACUACUGCUUCGUGAACACCGAGCUGGAGACGGAGAUGGUCAACAUCCUGGUGAUGGUGCAGAAGCCUGAGGAUGCAGUUGCUUCCAUCAUGGUUAUCCACAAGGGACCCAGCGAGUACGUCAACUCAGCGGUGGAGUUCUACUUGGACGUUUGGGGGGCAGCGGAUAUCAUCCUGAAUGGCGACCAGGAGCCAUCGCUACAAGCGGUGAUCACGGCGUUGAAGAACAGGGGGAAGCACAGCACGCAGGUGGAGAAGGCUCCCGAAGGUUCUCAUCAGAGCAACGGUGCGAUUGAGAAUGCGGUGGAGAGAGUGGAGUCGUUACUGCGUACACUACGCAGCGAGCUGGAAGUGAAGUUGGAUGUGAAGAUCGGACCCAAGAGUUUGAUCAUGCCGUGGUUGGUUAGGCACGUGGGGUACUUGCUCACCAGGUUCGCUAUCAAGACGGAUGGCAGGACAGCUUGGGAACGACUGGGACGUGCGAAGUUCAAGUCAGAGCUCGGGGAGAUCGGAGAGACGAUCGACUACAAGAUACAGGCUAAGGACUACUCCAAGCUGGAACCUAGGUGGGGCGAGGGUAUCUUCUUGGGCAGGCGCGACGAGAGCGACGAGAUCAUCGUAGGUACGUCGAGAGGGAUCGAGCACGCCAGGACGAUGAAGCUCAGGGCCACGGGGGACAAGUACAACAAAGAGGUCUACAACACGUUCAUAGGAGUGCAGUGGAAUCCCAGGGGCUUGGAGGUGAAGGAUCAGAAUGAGGUGGUCAGGAGACGGAAGUACAUCACGAAGGCGCUGAUCGAGGAGCUGCAGAUCGAGCAGGACGCGGAGAUGACGGGUAACGCGAUCGUAGCAGGAGGAGAUGUGGCACCUACUACGCCAGGACGGGAAGAGGCGACGGAGACAGGCGUCAUCAUGUCGAUCACGAGGGAGGAGGGCCGCCACGUCUGCGAGGAGUUGGAGCCGAGGGUGAACUACGACAAACUGGUGGGUGACGGAGCCUACAGGGACGCGUACGCAGGCGAGGAGUUGUUGAAGGAGCUGGUCAUCAACGGCAGGACGAAUGAGAUGAAGAGCAUGGAGGAGUUUGAGGUCUUUGAGUGGGUACCACUUGAGGACUGGAUGAAGCCGUUCGACACCAAGUGGAUCGACAGCAAGAAGUGCGACUUCCAGGACAACGAGUGGAUCGUGAGGAGCCGAUGUGUUCACAGAAGGUAUAGCGACGGGACCGACCCCUCGAAUUUCGCAGGGACACCCGCGCUAUGGGCAGUUAAGCUGGUGAUUUCGAGAGCAGCUUCAACGAGGACGACCGAGUCGAGGAGGAAGAAGCUUGGUCUAUAUGUCAUCUCAGUGGCGUUCUUUCACGCGUCGCUGAAGGAGCCCCAGUACUGCUGGACACCACCUGAACAGCGACGACCAGGGAUGCUUUGGAAGUUGCAGAAGGCGAUGUAUGGGACGCCAGAGGCGUCGAUGUUAUUUCAAGGAGAAGUUCGAGAUAUCUUCAGACAGAACGGGUACGAGGAGUUGAAGACGGUGUGCUGCCUGUACUACCAUCCUGGCAAGGACUCGCUCUGUGCUGGUCACGGAGAUGACUUUGUGGUGGAGGCGUACGACGAGGAGCUGGAUGAGUUCGAUAAGCUCCUGGCCAAUAGGACGGUGCUCUGGGGCGAGGAGGGCUUCGGCAUUCUACCAGACCCGAAGUUGAUCUUGAAGAUGGUGGAGUUGUACGGGCUGAAGCAGGCCAAGCCCGCAGAGACACCGAGUUCGAAGCACACCGCCAAGGGAGUUUGGGGAGCUGAAGACCCAGUAGGGCGACGGAGCUCUAUGUUGUACAGGAGUUGCGGUGGCAUCGCACAGUCUAUGGCUGGGGAUCGUUGGGAUAUUCAGGAAGCAGUUCGAGAGCAGAGUUGUUCGUGCAAUGACCCGCGGGUGAGGCACAUACUCAAGCAGAAGCGUCUGGUCAGGUAUCUGAAGGGCACGGCCGACAUCGUGAUAUUCUACCCGUAUCAGCAGGAGACGUUCAACGUGGCGGUGUCGGUGGACGCGGACUGGGCAG
Molecule: messenger RNA, 3178 nt
Organism: Prorocentrum cordatum
Lineage: Eukaryota; Dinophyceae; Prorocentrales; Prorocentraceae
Source: the annotation of a GenBank genome assembly